AUGACCUGCUGUGAAGGAUGGACAUCCUGUAAUGGAUUCACCUUGCUGGUUCUACUUCUACUGGGAAUAACCCUCAACGCAAUCCCUCUAAUUGUCAACUUAGUUGAUGAAGGCCAGUUUCUUCAAAACCCCAUCUCUUGCUUUGAGUGGUGGUUCCCAGGAAUUAUAGGAGCAGGGCUGAUGGUCAUUCCGGCAACAACAAUGUCCUUGGCAGCAAGAAAGAGAGCGUGUUGCAACAACAGAAUUGGAAUGCUUCUGUCAUCACUUCUGAAUGUGAUCACAGUCAUUGGUGCUGUGUACUGCAUGUUAGUAUCUCUCCGGGCUCUCUCGGAAGGCCCUCUCAUUUGUAACUCUCAAGUGAACAGCACUUCCAGUUGUGAAUUUUCAUUCAACAACUUAAGCAACAUCCAUCCAGAAUCCUUCGAUCUACAGUGGUUCUUCAGAGAGUCCUGCGUGGCUCCUGCUGAGGUCACUGAUCCCACCCUCAGUGGCACCAGGGCCAGUGAUGGUGGACGCUAUAGCUUGAACUUCAGUUCUAAAGAAAACAGACACAGGAUGAUCCAUUUUUCAGUGUUCUUGGGCCUGCUGCUCGUGGGGAUUCUCGAGCUCAUGUGUGGGCUCAGUCAGAUGGCCAUCGGUCUUCUCGGCUGUCUGUGUGGAGUCACUAAUCGGAGAAGCAGGAUUGUGUAGUUUUGUGGCAAUCAGGUGGGAAUCUUAGCAGUUUGAAUCAUCUGGGGAUUGCGUUUGAAAGACACUCUUUCAGAAGUUCAAUAGCGGAAUGCGUCUAGGAAGCUACAGCAACCUUUUUAGGCCAAAAGUCACCUUUGAGGUGGUUAAAAAAGAAAAAAAAAAUCAGCCUUUCACGUAUCAAGCAAGAGCAAUCAUCAGUGGUUGACUUGGAGGAAAGGCGGAGAGAAGUUUUCAGUUUGUUUUGUAGCUUUCGGUACUUCUGUACUAUUUGAAUUUUUAAGGACUAUAUUCUUGUGUGUGGAGGGAGAAGGGAAAGAGGGGGAAGGAAAGGGGGUGGGGAGGGAGGGAGGACAGGAAGGAACAGUUGUCCUGGAAGUGAAAAUAUAGAACUUGUUUUACUAUAUUUCUUUAUACUUGAAAUAAAAAAAAGAAUAAACAGACAACCUGAAUGUUUUUAGACCUAAUUUCUAGCUCACAAUAUGGGGAAGAGGACACACUAGGACAAACCCCAAAGGUGGGGCAUUGAAAAGACAAUAGCCCCGUUUUCAACAAGAAAAUAUACGGGAGAAUAAAAGGCGUGAUGGGCAGAGGGUGCUACUCUAGAUUAAGAGGCCUGAUUCAAUGAAAUGCAUCUUGCGGACUCUAUCAGGGAUAACUGGGGAGACGUGUACAAGGAUUGGUUUGGGGGGCGAUGCCUGGAGGGCUCAGUCGGUGAGUGUGCGACUCUUGAUCUGGGACUUGUGAGUUCGAGACCCACGUUGGGCAUAGAGAUUACUUAAAAAAAUAAAUAGGGGGCACCUGGGUGGUGCAGUCGGUUAAGCCUCCUACUCUUGAUUUCAGCUCAGGUCAUGAUCACACGGUUCUUGAGAGUGAGCCCCAUGCCAGGCUCUGCGUGGACAGGCUGCUUAGGAUUCUCUCUCUCUUGACCCCUCCCCUCCCCUACUCAUGCUGUCUCUCAAAAUAAACAUUAAUAGACACGUAGAUGGAUGGAUAAAGAAAUAAAUAAGAACUGGUUUCAGUGAUGUUCUUAAACAAUUAUUGCUAAUAUUUUUAGGUGUGACAAUGGUUUAACGGUUGUACAGAAAAUGUUCUUGUUUUUGAAAAAAUGUAGAUUUACAUGAGUGUUCUUAUUUUUAUUAUUUUUUAAAAUGUUUAUUCAUUUUUGAGAGAGAGAGAGAGCACGAGCAGGGGAGGGGCAGAGAGAGAGAGGGAGACACAGAAUCUGAAGCAGGCUUCGGGCUCUGAGCUGUCAGUACAGAAUCCAAUAUCGGGCUUGAACCCAUAAACCGCAAGAUCACGACCUGAGCCAAAGUUGGAUGCGUAACUGACUGA
This is a messenger RNA of Panthera uncia (snow leopard), 2022 nucleotides long. Its product is annotated as transmembrane 4 L6 family member 20-like. Bases 1 to 690 code for a protein of 229 amino acids. The record is from RefSeq and is a predicted model, not a curated record. Gene Ontology annotation, cellular component: membrane. The transcript has 4 exons. NCBI's taxonomy places the organism in Eukaryota, Metazoa, Chordata, Mammalia, Carnivora, Felidae.